Messenger RNA from Phaethon lepturus (White-tailed tropicbird), 771 nucleotides. RefSeq names its product interleukin-7 receptor subunit alpha-like. The record is from RefSeq and is a predicted model, not a curated record. Gene Ontology annotation, cellular component: external side of plasma membrane. NCBI's taxonomy places the organism in Eukaryota, Metazoa, Chordata, Aves, Phaethontiformes, Phaethontidae. Gene Ontology annotation, biological process: positive regulation of receptor signaling pathway via JAK-STAT; hemopoiesis; cytokine-mediated signaling pathway. Gene Ontology annotation, molecular function: cytokine receptor activity. Bases 1 to 771 code for a protein of 256 amino acids. The transcript has 4 exons.
AUGAAGUCUCAUCAUCGCACAUCCUUCUGGUCCUUGGGCUCCCUGCAGUUCCUGGGGGCACCUCAGCAUUGCAGGCGUUUGAAGUCCCUUCAGUACCGCCAUAGCAGCGUGGUCAUGGUUAUACUCUCCAUCCUGGGAUUCAUGCUCUCCAUUGUCACGAUUGUCCUAAUCGUAACUUUUUGGGAAAACAGGAUCAAGCCUGCUGUGUGGCCAAACCUUCCUGAUCAUAAAAAAACGCUGGAGCAACUAUGCAAGAAGCCAAAAAAUAAUUUUGAUAUAAGCUUUAAUGCAGAGAGUUUUGGCUACGUUCAUAUCCACAAAGUGGAUGGCAUUCUUGCAAAAGCUGAACUGGAAAAUUUUCUGCAGCCGUCAGCUUCUCCAGAGACAAACCUUCCAGAAAAAUUUGGGAGCAGGUCAGACCUGAAGAUGAUCCCUGCGAUGACAGACAAAAGCAACCUAAACCCGCCAGUGACUUACGGAGGACUCUGGCCAGCUGAAGCCCUGCACAGGCUCCUGGGCACCGGUCAGUUCGCUGUCACCGAGGACAGCUGCGGCUCCAGCACGUACGAGGUGUGCCACAGCAACGGGGUGCCGCUGUGCACCGACGGUUUCACCCUUUCCUCCGCUCGUCCCCCGGACCCCUCUGGCCAGCCUGGACCAGAGCCCCUAAAUGGCGACGCUGCAUCCCAGAUGCUGCCUACCAGUGAAAUGAGGUCACCAAACGAUGAGGAAGCCUAUGUCACGAUGUCUAGCUUCUACAAAAUUCAGUAA